CGCAAAAGUCAGGUCUGGGAGGUUCGGUUGGAUACAUUCCAGGAAUUGUUGAUCCUCGCUGUCACGACCGGUGAUGACCUUAUCCCGUCCAAUGACACUUAUGACCACAACCUCCACCACGCACACCCUCAACAGCGCUUCCUCCCCUCCACCAAUCACAUCCUUCGCUCGGCCUGGGAUUGAGGAGGAUGCGAGGAUGACGAGACGUAUUUAUCAGCUCAACUCUUCCCCGCUCAAACACUGACAACGUUAAACUCUUGCACCACCUCCUCGCUCAUUGCUCAGAGGUCAUAUAUUUUUUUAUAAGAGCAGGUUUUAUCUUCGGUUCGGCGUCGUAACGUGAAGAUGCUCCGCUCGCAGGUGCAGGUGAUUCUGGUGGCUUUGCUCUCCUCUGUGCUGCUGGUCAGCGGCGCUCCACGCAGGGACAUGCAGACGAGAAGACCGAGAGAAGAACUCACAAACGACAAGGCUCUCGCUCACCUGCUGCUGUUGCAGUUUGUCUCUGAGCUGAUGGCGACGAGAGUAGAACAGAUGCUGCCCAAGCUGGAGGAAGAGGAGGAGGAGGAGGAGGAGGAGGGGGCGACGGGAGGAAGAGUGGAGGUGAUGCGGCGGCACCUUCCCCUCUCUCAAAGAGAACGCAAAGCAGGCUGCCGCAACUUCUUCUGGAAGACGUUCACCUCGUGUUAACACCAAGAGCUGGAAUAGUUUUGUGUGAAACUUUUAAGAGUAAAUUCCUCCAUGUUUGUCCCUUUUGUUGUAACCACUGCAAGAUGUCAAAUAUACAGGUUUUGGUGAUUGUAAACAAUAAUACGGAUGUAUGUUUUAAAGACUGGCAGGGAUGUACACAGUAUAUGAAAUAAAAUUUUCUGAUUUAAAAUGGAAAA
Molecule: messenger RNA, 884 nt
Organism: Hippoglossus stenolepis (Pacific halibut)
Lineage: Eukaryota; Metazoa; Chordata; Actinopteri; Pleuronectiformes; Pleuronectidae
Gene: sst5
Product: somatostatin 5
Exons: 2
Coding region: 346-687 (113 amino acids)
Biological process (GO): regulation of cell migration
Cellular component (GO): extracellular region
Molecular function (GO): hormone activity
Source: RefSeq, a predicted model, not a curated record